Molecule: messenger RNA, 1554 nt
Organism: Lachancea sp. 'fantastica'
Lineage: Eukaryota; Fungi; Ascomycota; Saccharomycetes; Saccharomycetales; Saccharomycetaceae
Source: the annotation of a GenBank genome assembly
AUGUGUGGAAUUCUGGCGCAUUGCUAUGGCCCCAAUGCCAAUAUUGAAAGCUCUAUUAGUGAGUUCAGCGAAGAUGAGCUUUCUAGGAAAAAGCUCGAGAGUUGUAGCGCUGAAUGGGAGAAUUUAAAGAAUAUAAUACCAUUGGUGGUUCAAAGAGGACCCAACUACGCAUCAUUGAGGUUAUCGAAUGAUGACAAGAUGCUGUGGUUUUCGUCGGUCUUAUCGCUGCGAGAACCAUUGACUAAACAGAGCAUUGUUGCUGAAGACAGAUUUGUUCUCCAGUACAACGGUGAAUGCUAUAAUUCUUCAAUUCUCCAUAAUGAUACACAAUGGAUUGUAGACCAGCUUUGCAAACAUGAAGACGUUCUACAUGUCAUCAAGUCUCUUGAGGGCGAAUUCGCGUAUACAAUUUAUGAUAGACUCACGCAAGAGGUGUUUUUCGGUAGAGACCCCAUUGGGAAGCGAAGCUUGAGCUUCCGUUUGGACAAGGAAAAUCAAGAACUGACCAUUUGCAGCGUAACUGGCAAAAGCGAAGGAUUCGAAAAUUGCCACGCUGGUGUGGUCUACGUUUAUGACAAAUCGAAAGGCACACUGAACGCGGACAUAACAAUCAAGGCCGAAAACUUUGUGGUGACAAACGAGGAAGACCCUGAACUAAUUGACUUACCAGGUAAUAUCGAUAAACUGUUUUUCCACCUCGAUAAUGCUGUGAAAUGCAGACUGCAGACAAUCCACCCUUUGCAUGUAGAAAACAGUCCUAUUUCCAUUCUGUUUUCUGGAGGAUUAGACUGCUCUGUCAUCGCCGCACUCCUUUGUCAGCAAAUCAAGACUUUGGGACUCAACACGGCUGUUGAGCUUUUGAAUGUGGGCUUUGAAAAUCAGAGAACAGGCAUGAUGCCGAACGAUGUACCAGACCGCGUUCUCGGGCGGCAAUCCUUCAAGACAUUGCGUGAGUUAUUUCCCGAAAUUGAUAUGCGUUUUGUUGAAGUGGACGUCGAUUAUGCAGAGUAUUUGGAACACAGGCCCGGAAUAUUGAAUCUGAUAUAUCCCAAGCAAACGGAAAUGGACCUGUCGAUCGCAGCUGCCUUUUUUUUCGCAGCCAAAGGCAGCGGCUUUCUAUCAGACGAAAAAUCUGGUUGUCGAGUCCCAUAUAAUAGACAGGGAAUUGUUCUUUUCAGCGGUCUAGGCGCUGAUGAAUUGUACGGCGGGUACCAUAAACUCGUCAACAAAUCGAAAAAUGAGCUUGUGGCAGAGCUCGAACGACAAAUCAACAAUAUCCAUGACCGAAACUUGAGCCGAGAUGAUAAAGUAUUGGCAUCAAAUGGUGUGGAAGUACGUUACCCAUUUUUGGACGAAACCGUCGUCGAGUUUUCAACAAAACUGCCUCUCAACUAUAAGAUAAACAAAAUGAUUUUGAGAAAGCUUGCAGAGGAAAAACUGCAGCUAGCAGAUAUCUCCACAGAGCCUAAACGUGCAAUUCAAUUUGGUGCGAAGAGUGCCAAAAUGACCAAGAACGGGAAUAAGCACGGGACGGAUUUGGUCAAAGACAGCUGA